AUGCGAGCGCACUGCCACAAAGAUCAAGGCGUGGACGAACUUCGCCAAUGGGAUAGUUUAAAGAAAGGGUACCCAGUGGAGCAACGUCAAGCCCAGGAACUGCAUCGUGAAGCGGGGGUGGCUGAGGGUCCCUGUGGCUUGCCAGAGCUUCGCCAAUUUCAACAGGCGUUGGGAUCUCAAUACCAGCUCUUGGUGAUGACCCGGAUGAAACCGUUCUUUCUGGUUUUCAAAGGACCUGCUGCCCCCCAUCAGAUUCGUUUACUGAAAUCCAAUGAUCAUUUUGAUGGCUGUACGUCCUUUCCUGCCUUUGUCAACCGUUCGUAUUAUUGCGUGAACUGUGAACGGGGGUUCAAAACCAACGAUAGGACCAAUCAUACUUGUCAAGGGAACCGCUGCCGUGCUUGCGGGCGCUUUGACUGUCAGGAUUAUGUGCGUGGCACCCGGCCCACCGACUAUUGCAACCUGUGUCACUGCAAGUUUUACGAAGGCUAUUGCAAACGCCAUCAUGUGGUCACCAAGCAAUGUCAAUCCGUCAAAACCUGUCUCAAGUGCCAAGCCCAGUAUACGGUCGUUCCUGACCGACGUCACAAGUGCGGGCACGCCAAAUGUCCCGUGUGUCAGGAAUGGGCGUCUAUCCAGGACCACAAGUGUUACAUUCAACCCGUGGUGGAGGACGAGGAGCCAGAACCAACAGAGGAGGGGGGAGGUUGCAUUGUGGCGCCAUCCCCUCCCCUGUUUGUUUACGCCGAUUUGGAAGCCGUGCAGAAUGCGGAGGGUGUGUUUGUGGCUAAUUUGUUGUGUUAUUCGUCCAGCGAAGAAGCGACCAUCCAUGUGUUAGACGGGGAGGACUUUGCCCUGCAGUUUUUGCACGAUUUGGAUGAUCUCACCGAGGUACCGGACAGGGAUGACGAGCGGGAGAUUCUCGUGGUGUUUCACAACUUGAAAGGCUUCGACGGCAUGUUUAUUUUGCACGAACUGUACCAGCAACAACGCGAGGUGGCAGACCAACUGACGGUGGGGGCCAAAGUCCUGUCUUUCAAGAGCGGACCCCUCAAAUUCAUCGACUCGUUGUGUUUCUUGCCCAUGCCACUCGCGUCCUUUCCAAGCACCUUCAAUUUGACGGAAUUAAAGAAGGGGUUCUUUCCCCAUUUGUUCAAUACCCCGGGCCAUCAACAGUACGUGGGCCGGAUCCCCGAUUUGGAAUUUUACGAUCCCGAUGGCAUGAUGGCCAAAAAAAAGAGGAACUGA
This is a messenger RNA of Porites evermanni, 1248 nucleotides long. The record is from the annotation of a GenBank genome assembly. Lineage: Eukaryota; Metazoa; Cnidaria; Anthozoa; Scleractinia; Poritidae.